GUGUCUUUCGCCGUGUUAGCCAGAGCAGGACAGGGAGAUAAUGGCUGCCUCUAAGCCUGUGGAGCCACAAGGCAGUCCCGGGAUCCCUCACUGGAAGCUGGCUCUGGCGGUAGGGGCUCCGCUGUUGGUGGGCGCCGGGGCCGUGUAUCUGUGGAGGCGACACAAGGCGGCGAAAAGCGACAAGCAGAGAAGGACUCCGGAAGGAAGCGCCAGUCCGGUGCCGUCAGAAGGCGGCUCUAAUAAUCCACAGGAUGCCCCGCAGGAGCUGAGCCCAAUUGAAAAAGCCCAAGCAGCAAAGAACAAAGGAAAUAAAUACUUUAAGGCCAGCAAAUAUGAACAGGCCAUCCAGUGUUACACAGAAGCCAUCAGCCUCUGCCCUGCCCAUAACAAGAGCGAUUUGUCUACUUUCUAUCAGAACAGAGCAGCAGCGCAUGAGCAGUCGCAAAACUGGAAGGAAGUAGUAGAGGACUGCACAAAGGCAGUGGAGCUAAAUCCAAGAUACGUGAAAGCACUGUUCAGGCGUGCCAAGGCCCAUGAAAAGCUUGACAACAAAAAAGAGUGCCUGGAAGAUGUUACUGCUGUCUGCAUCUUAGAGGGCUUUCAGAACCAGCAGAGCAUGUUCCUUGCAGACAAAGUUCUUAAGUUACUUGGAAAGGAAAAGGCCAAAGACAAAUACAAGAACAGGGAACCACUCAUGCCUUCGCCCCAGUUCAUCAAAUCCUAUUUCAGCUCCUUCACAGACGAUAUAAUCUCUCAACCUCUGCAAAAGGGAGAGAAGUCUGAUGAAGAUAAGGACAAAGAAGGGGAAGCGGCCGUGGUUAAAGAAAAGUCUGGGUACUUAAAAGCAAAAAAAUAUAUGGAAGAAGAAAAUUACGACAAAAUAAUCAGCGAAUGCACAAAGGAGGUAGAAUCAGAAGGCAAAUACAUGGCUGAAGCUUUAUUACUAAGAGCCACAUUCUACCUGCUGAUUGGAAAUGCUGCUGCUGCAAAGCCAGAUUUGGAUCAGGUCAUUAGCAUGGAAGAAUGCAAUGUUAAGCUCCGUGCAAAUGCCCUUAUCAAGCGUGGGAGUAUGUAUAUGCAGCAGCAGCAGCCGGUCCUUUCUACUCACGAUUUUAACAUGGCAGCAGAUAUCGAUCCCCAAAAUGCUGAUGUUUAUCAUCACAGAGGGCAGCUGAAAAUCCUUUUAGACCAAGUAGAAGAGGCUGUUGAAGACUUUGAUGAAUGUAUCCGACUGCGACCAGAUUCUGCGUUGGCUCAAGCACAGAAAUGUUUUGCACUGUAUCGGAAAGCAUAUACCGGCAGCAACCCCAUACAGAUCAAAGAAGCUAUGCAAGGGUUUGAAGAUGUCAUUAUCAAGUUCCCAAAGUGUGCAGAAGGUUAUGCACUCUAUGCCCAGGCACUAACUGAUCAGCAGCAGUUUGGAAAAGCUGAUGAAAUGUAUGAUAAAUGCAUAGAUCUUGAGCCUGACAAUGCCACCACCUAUGUUCAUAAAGGCUUACUUCAGCUCCAGUGGAAACAGGACUUGGAAAAAGGUCUAGAUCUUAUUAGCAAGGCCAUAGAAAUAGAUAACAAAUGUGAUUUUGCCUAUGAAACAAUGGGGACUAUAGAGGUUCAGAGGGGGAAUCUGGACAAAGCCAUUGAGAUGUUCAACAAAGCCAUCAAUCUGGCCAAGUCUGAGAUGGAAAUGGCCCACCUCUACUCACUAUGUGAUGCAGCUUAUGCCCAGACUGAAGUUGCAAGGAAAUAUGGGUUGAAGCCCCCAACACUGUAAUAGACUUUCUCUCUCUCUCUCUCCCGGAAAGACAAAGUGCUGUGAGCGCAAGAAGCGGAGCUGCAGAAGUGCGUCGUUCUGCUUGUGCCACUGUCAUUCCUUCUGUUAGUUGUUGUGGGAGUUGUGGGAGUCAGUCAUUGUCUCGAGUGUUUCCCUUUGCAGCAGUCCAUGAUGACGAGGGAAUCCAGGUAUCAUUGCAUGAGAGCUCAACAUAUUGUCAGCCAUGCAAAUAAAACUGCUGAGGGUUUUUUUUUUUUCUUUCCUGUUCUGACCGGGGUUGGGCACUUUCCCCCCCUCUCUUUCCAUUUAUAUUUUAAUAUUCUGGUCAUUUUUUUUUUUACAUGUUUCAGUUCACCUUCUCUAACUAGUCACAAACAACUGAUUCUCUUUUUCUGUAGCAAUGAAACUGUCAAUUUGUGAGCUUGGAAACAAAAUAUUCAGCGUCUGAUUUCCGCCGUCAUUUAGAAACGUUUUUAAUCCACCGUUUCUUUGAACCCCCCCCCUGGUAGCACCGCAGUACUGACCCACUCACAAUACCUACAGGCUUCAGAACUUGCCGAUUUCACUGAUUUGGGGAAUGUUUUCUGAGCGGCGCAACAGAUUUCUCACCCGUGUCCCAAACGUGAUUCUUCCCAACAGGAGCUCCUUGUACGUAAUUUCCUUUUUAAUGUUAAUUUAUGUUCCAGAGAAUCAUGCUUGCCUAUAAAUGAUACCGUGUGGACCAUCA
Xenopus laevis (African clawed frog) is the source of this 2498-nucleotide messenger RNA. RefSeq names its product to translocase of outer mitochondrial membrane 70 S homeolog (gene tomm70.S). Gene Ontology annotation, biological process: protein import into mitochondrial matrix; protein insertion into mitochondrial inner membrane. The record is from RefSeq and is marked provisional. Gene Ontology annotation, cellular component: mitochondrion; mitochondrial outer membrane. Gene Ontology annotation, molecular function: transmembrane protein transporter activity. Lineage: Eukaryota; Metazoa; Chordata; Amphibia; Anura; Pipidae.